This is a messenger RNA of Plasmodium vinckei vinckei, 1029 nucleotides long. Its product is annotated as conserved Plasmodium protein, unknown function. Bases 1 to 1029 code for a protein of 342 amino acids. The record is from RefSeq and is a predicted model, not a curated record. NCBI's taxonomy places the organism in Eukaryota, Apicomplexa, Aconoidasida, Haemosporida, Plasmodiidae. The transcript has a single exon.
AUGGAGAAAACCAAAGCUGAUGAUAACGCAUUUAAAGAAAAAAAUGAAUCUAUAAUUCCUCGGAAAAACGAACAAAUUGUCCUUUCUCAUCGCUAUAGAAACUGUAUAAUGCAUAAUACAUUUUCUGACACUUUAAAACCUGUAGAAAUACAAUAUAAUGAUUUGCUUAAUGCAAACACAAAAGGCAUGCAUAAUAUUAUUUUUUUAAGAAAAAGCAUUGAUGUAUCAAAUCGUAAAAAUGAUAAACACCCAAAAAAAAGGAAUAGUGAUAAUAAGGGUCAAAACAAUCUACCAAAUGUGUGUAAUAAUAUUGUAGAGUCACAUCCUCUUAUUGAUUAUGAAAAUUUGGUUAUGAAAAAAGCAUUGAAAAACUUUUUUUUUCAAAGAAAAAUUAGCAAUAUAUAUUCAAUCACUGAAAUUACUAAUAAAAGUAAAUCGAAUACAAAUUUCGAGGGUUUUGAUUAUGCAGUGUACAGUGGAACUAAAAAUGAGCAUGCAGACAAAUUCCCUAUUAUAAAAUCCUUAGAAUCAAAAAACAAUUAUACCAUUCCAAAUACUGCCCAUUUAAAUAGCAUUGAAACACUCAAUUACAGUAAUAUUAUAUACUGUGAAAUUAAUAAAAGAAAUUUCAAUCCGAAAACUAGAAAUAUAAAUAAGGAUGUCAUUAAAAACAAUAGCAACAUGUGCAUAGAAAAUGAUAACUGUUUGGUUAAUAAAUUUAAAAAUAUUAAGGGCAAUAAUAGAAAAAUAAAUGUGAAAUCUCGUGAAAAUCAUAUUUCAUGUGUUGACCACGAAACUAUUUUCAAAAAUAACUCUCUGUCUUUAAUAGAAACACACGAAAAUGAUAUGGAAAAAAGGUUAAAAGAAAACGAUGUAGUUCACCCUUCAGUAAAAUUAGAAACACUUGAUGAUUUAAAUCCUUUUCUUAACAAAAAGAUAAAAAAAGCGAAAAAAAAAAAUGGAGGAGCAUGUUUUUGUAGUUUCAACAAUUUUUCAUUUCAAUUUUUGAUGUCAUGUGAUAAAAUAUAG